AUGGGUGGUGUUGUUGCAAUUUCAUUAGGGUGCAUUUCUGCUCCAAAUCCAAAGCGUUACACGCUUGCGCUGUUUAUGCGGUUUCAUAAGAGGCAAAAUCUUGAAAAUUUUUAUGAGAAUCCCUUGUACAUUUUAGAUUUAGAUGUCACUUUUUUCUUCAUAUCUCAUUAUGAGUUCAACCAUGGAGUGGAGUUUCUGCUUCUGAUAUCAUUUAAUNAGUCUGCACUGAGUAACCAGGCAGAGGAUUCAUUGGCCUCUCUCGCAUNGAUGAUGUCGGAAUCUCCUUCCUUGAUAGUCCAAUUCACUCAAGGUUUGAAAUUUAGUCCAAGCUCUAAGGAGUAUACUCACGGUGUUGUCAUUUCGAUAAGUGGAGGCAUUUAA
Molecule: messenger RNA, 381 nt
Organism: Vigna radiata var. radiata (mung bean)
Lineage: Eukaryota; Viridiplantae; Streptophyta; Magnoliopsida; Fabales; Fabaceae
Exons: 5
Coding region: 1-381 (126 amino acids)
Source: RefSeq, a predicted model, not a curated record